UACACCUAGUGUGCAACUUUGUGGCGUGUUCGUUGUACACAUUGACUCUUUCGUUCAUUGUCACUUCGUAAAGCCCCCGCAGGCAUUAUAUAAAGUCACAAACUUCUAGAUUAAGCUGCACUAGUCGACAAGCCGGUAGAUCAAGUAUCUUCGUGAUAAAACUUGGACUAUUCUUACUGCUUAUACUCGAAAAGAAAAGUAUUCAGCAGCGGGGGGCUAUUAUAAAAGCUUGCUCGAUGAAUUGCAAAGAGAGCAGCUGUAGUUGGAAGUUUAAACCAGACACUACUUGACUUUAGUUCGGGUGAUCAGUUUCGUCCGGUGGACAGUACAAGAAAAAUGAAUAGUUUUAUUGUGCUGUUCUGCCUCGUGGCAAGUAUCCAGCAAGUUUACAAUUUGCCCCAAGGAUCAUCUGAUUAUGAAGAUGUAUCUUUCUGGUUAAAAAGUGCCCAGGAAAAUUUGCAAAAAAUGUUGGUGCAAAAAAACAUUGAACGACGAGCAAAAAACAUCAUUGUGUUUAUUGGGGAUGGAAUGGGAAUGGCUUCCGUUACUGCAGGAAGGAUUUUCACUGGCCAACGGAAGGGUCAAACUGGUGAAGAAUAUAAAUUAGUUUUCGAAACAUUUCCAAACACUGGAUUCUCCAAAACUUACAAUAUAGACAAACAAGUACCUGAUUCUGCUGGUACGGCGACAGCAAUAUUUUCUGGAGUCAAAAGUCGAUACAAGGUUAUUGGUUUAGAUUCGCGAGCUGCAUUCAAUUCUUGCGACGCAACCAUGAACGAAAAAGGGAAAUUGACAACCGUGGUCGACUGGGCACAAGCGACUGACAUGGAUACAGGAUUUGUCACGACUACAAGAAUUACUCAUGCCACUCCUGCAGCUCUUUACGCUCACGUAAACCACCGAGAUUGGGAAUGUGACAGUGCAAUUCCUCCAGAGUACAAGGAUUGCUGUAAGGAUAUUGCUAGGCAAUUGAUUGAAGAUGCUCCCGGCAAUAAAUUGAAGGUUAUUUUGGGUGGAGGAGGACAAAUCAUGGGAACAAAAACGCCUGAUCCUAUUGAUCGAGACACCUGUACAAGGAAAGAUGGUAAAGAUUUAACAAAAAUCUGGCAGAAAUUAAAUCCAAGGGGGAAAGUUGUAAAAAAUGCCGCUGAAUUAAUGGCUGUUGAUAUUCAAAAUACGUCUAAAUUAUUGGGAGUAUUUUCACCAAGCCAUAUGCCAUACAGUGAAGUAAGAACUGAUGAAACUCCAAGUUUAGCAAACAUGACAUUACAAGCAAUCCGAAUGUUGAAGAAAAAUGAAAAUGGAUUUUUCUUAAUGGUGGAAAGUGGUAAAAUUGAUUUAGCUCACCAUAAAAAUUAUGCCCAGUUGGCUCUUCGUGAGGUAACGGAAUUAGAAGAAGCAGUAAAAGUAGCCCUGAGAGAAGUAAAAAUUGAAGAAUCUCUUAUCAUCGUAACUGCCGAUCAUUCUCAUUCGUUCACAAUGAAUGGAUAUCCAAAUAGAGGGAAUGAUAUUUUAGGAUUUGCCACUAACGUUUUAGAUCACAAAGCCAAACCUUAUGAAACUUUAACGUAUGCUAAUGGACCAGGAUUUUAUCAUCAUGUCAAUAACAAUACUAAUUCUAGUAGUAAUAUCUGGCUGCCUGUUGAAGAAGAUAAAACAAGAAAUGAUCCAUUUUAUCAACAUUUAGCUACUUUUUACUUAAAAGAUGAUACCCACGGUGGUGAAGAUGUUGGACUUUAUGCUAUCGGUCCAUAUGCUCAUCUAUUCCGUGGAACUUUUGAGCAAAAUUACAUUAGUCAUGUGAUCGCUUAUGCUGCUUGUUUAAAAGAUUGGCCAUCACAUUGUGAUCGUCAUUACACAAAAUAUUAUUAUGACGUCUCAAUGACGGAUUCUUCAUCAAGAAUACCAGCAUUAUCUAUAUUUACGAUAACCGUUCUGAGUUUAUUAAGCAUGUUGUGUCUUACUUAAAAUAGAAUUUUGAUGCUUUAGCGGAUUUUAAACUAUUUAAAUUAUGAAUAAGAAAUCAUUAUUUUUUAGACCAAAUAUUUUGACAUUGCAGGUCGAUGCCGUUAACAUUCGGGGAUAAUUGUUUUAUUCUAAUAAGUAUUAUUUUGCCGGUUUUUUGAAUGAAUAAUUAAAUAAUAAUAAUCACAGUAUGAUAAUUCAAAACAGGAUCGUAUGAUUGAAAUAAAGUAUAAUAUAUAAGUAUUGCUGAUUAUGAAUGAUUGUUCGUACAAUUAUUUUCUUAUAAUGUAUGUGUGUAACAAAAAAGUUUUUUAUAAGAUAAAAUUACAUGAACUUGAUUAAUUAAACUAAACAAACACUUAGAGAGUUACGAAGUAAAUAAAUUUUAAGUAAGUUUUUCAUUUAUAAAUAAAAAAAAACCAUGAAAUAUUAAAU
Messenger RNA from Chelonus insularis, 2400 nucleotides. Its product is annotated as alkaline phosphatase 4-like. Bases 337 to 1968 code for a protein of 543 amino acids. Gene Ontology annotation, biological process: dephosphorylation. The record is from RefSeq and is a predicted model, not a curated record. NCBI's taxonomy places the organism in Eukaryota, Metazoa, Arthropoda, Insecta, Hymenoptera, Braconidae. The transcript has 9 exons. Gene Ontology annotation, molecular function: alkaline phosphatase activity.